UAAAAAAAGGAACCCGAAGCUGGAAGCAAUGAUAAACGAGCGCAGCAAAACAUACAAGAAAAGAAAAGGAUCGCAGCAAGAACUCAUUGGAAACCCAAAGAACCGUUUUUUAUUAUCAUUUUAAUGUAUAUUUUUUGCAUAUAAAUACAUAAUCAUUGCAAUUUCAGUUAUUUCUAAAUACAUCUGCCUAAGGUUUUUUCUUACCUGAUAUAGGAAAUCAAAUGGGAGUGAAGGUGCAGCACUGAUGUCACUGUUCUGGAUUGCAAUUCGUCAACUAGCUGAAAUCGAAGAACAAAUGGCUACGUCGAAGAAAGUGAUUACAAGGGAAGAGUGGGAAAAGAGAUUGAAUGAUAUUAAAAUCAGGAAAGAAGACAUGAAUAAAUUGGUGAUGAAUUUUCUUGUUACUGAGGGUUAUGUUGAAGCAGCCGAAAAAUUCCGGAUUGAAUCUGGAGCUGAGCCAGAUAUUGAUCUUGCAACAAUCACGGAUCGCAUGGCUGUUAAAAGGGCUGUACAAUGUGGAAAUGUUGAGGAUGCUAUUGAGAAAGUUAAUGAUUUAAAUCCUGAGAUACUGGAUACAAAUCCCCAACUCUUUUUCCAUCUCCAACAGCAGAGAUUGAUAGAAUUGAUUCGGAAUGGAAAAGUAGAAGAAGCCCUGGAAUUUGCUCAGGAGGAGCUUGCACCUAGGGGAGAAGAAAAUCAAAGCUUUUUAGAAGAGUUGGAGAGGACUGUUUCACUUCUGGCUUUUGAAGACGUUUCAAACUGCCCAGUAGGAGAGCUUCUGGACAUAUCACAGCGUCUUAAGACAGCAAAUGAGGUGAAUGCAGCCAUUCUUACUAGCCAGAGUCAUGAAAAAGACCCAAAGCUUCCAAGCUUGCUAAAGAUGCUGAUAUGGGCUCAAAAUCAACUGGAUGAGAAAGCAGCAUAUCCUCGCAUAAAUGAUCUAUCAAAUGCCACACUUGAAGAUCCUGCUGUUUGAAAGGUUUGCAAGUCAUUGUGGACGAAUCAAGUUGCUUUGGAUUAACCAGAGGUAGAGCUGAAUGGAAUGAAGUGAUUAUGCUUGUAACCUCUACACAGGGACUGUAGCUUGAAAUUUGUUGGAUGUCAUUUGUUAAGAUGUGGUUAGAAGAAUUUAGUUGCCUUUGGUUGGUGUUUACUUUGUUCUUAGGUUAAGUCAGUGCCCUUGUACAAUUGACAAUCAUGCGUUUAUCCUUGGAAUGGGAUUUCCAACAACAAAAUA
Durio zibethinus is the source of this 1237-nucleotide messenger RNA. RefSeq names its product protein GID8 homolog. The record is from RefSeq and is a predicted model, not a curated record. Gene Ontology annotation, molecular function: protein binding. Lineage: Eukaryota; Viridiplantae; Streptophyta; Magnoliopsida; Malvales; Malvaceae.